GUUUCGCAUUCCCCUUUCUUAACUUUCUUCUCUAAAAAAGUAAAAAUGGUGGCAGCAUCAACCAAGAACAUCCACCGCCUCAAGUCCAGCAUGAGACUGUCAUCCGUCGUCCCAGGAACGGUGACCGGUCGGAAGGUCCAUGAGCUGACCAACGUGGACUUGGCUAUGAAGCUACACUACAUCAAAGGGGUCUACUUUUUCAACAGUGAUGCAGUCGAGGGGCUUACGGUGUUUGACUUGAAGAAGCCUAUGUUCAUCCAUUUGCUCCCACUCUACUUCGUUGCCUCCGGGAGAAUCCGAAGAUCUGAAACCGGCCGGCCUUUCAUCACGUGUAACGACAGCGGUGUGAGAAUUGUGGAGGCUCGUUGUGACGAAACGGUCGAUGAAUGGUUGGCCAUGGCUGUGGAGGAUGAUUCUACUUUUGAUGAUCUCGCUUAUAAUCAAGCACUUGGUGAAACUGGUCUUGAUUCCUCUCCUUUGGUCUUUAUACAGUUCACUUGGUUCAAAUGUGGAGGAAUGUCAGUAGGAAUUAGCUGGGCAAAUGUUCUUGGAGAUGCAUUUUCAGCCUCAACCUUCAUCAACCAUUGGGGGAAGGCCAUGGCAGGUCUUGUGCCACACAAUCUGCAUGAACCAGACCGACCUGCAAAAUCUGAGCCCCCACUUUCAGUACUUCCCAAUCUAAUACCAGAUUCUGUGAAAAGGGUUGAUUCGGUUGGCGAUUUAUGGUUCACACCCAACAACUGCAAGAUGAAGACACAUACUUUUCAUGUUCAGGCAGAGAAAAUUAACCAUUUUCUCUCAAACCAAAGAUCCAAGGUCUCAGCUUUUGAAGUACUCUCUGCAAUCAUGUGGAGAGCUCUGUCCAAGAUUAAGGAAGACCCAAAAGAGACAAGGAUGGUGACGCUUUGUUCAAACAAAUCCCGUGAAAGAGAAUUUGAGUUUCCAAGUAAUGGGAUGGUGUGGGGCACAGUUAAAGCAGAUUUCUGGGUUGCAGAAGCUGAGGUCUCAGAACUGGUGGAGCUUAUUUUGAACAAAAGGGAAGAUGAGAAUUGCAUGAUUGAAGAGAUGAUGGGGAAUAAUGAGACUGCGGAAAAAUCUUCAGACUUCAUAGUAUAUGGGGCAAAAUUAACAUUUGUGAAUUUGGAAGAAGUAGAGAUUUAUGGGCUUGAAUUGAAGGGGCAAAAGCCAGUUUAUGCAAAUUAUUCCAUUGAUGGGGUUGGUGAUGAAGGAGUUGUCUUGGUGCUUCCAGGGCCAGAAUGUGGUAAGGAGGGAGAUGGUGUUAAUGGUGAUCGAUCUGUGACUGUGGUUAUGCCUGAAAAUCAACUGGCACAGUUGAAAGUUGAACUCAAAAGGAAUUGGAGUAUUGCUUGAGAUUGAUCUAAUAAUAUGAUACUAUAGAUUCGUCAAGUACAUGCUGAUAUGAAACUUACAUGACCGAAAAAAAUCAAAUAAUAGAGAAGACGUCAUGUGGCUUGAGAUUUAGACCCCAUGGCCUAAUGUUAGGCAAUCAGGGAUUGCUCUUACAGGUUUUGACUAGAAAAACCCUCGAAAUCAGGGAUUGCUCUAUCAUUAGGCAAUUUUUAAUAUUGUUUGGAUUCAGCUCAAUAUAGUCUCAUU
Rosa rugosa (rugosa rose) is the source of this 1617-nucleotide messenger RNA. RefSeq names its product protein ECERIFERUM 2-like. The transcript has 2 exons. Lineage: Eukaryota; Viridiplantae; Streptophyta; Magnoliopsida; Rosales; Rosaceae. Gene Ontology annotation, molecular function: acyltransferase activity, transferring groups other than amino-acyl groups. The coding region runs from base 46 to 1371 and encodes 441 amino acids. The record is from RefSeq and is a predicted model, not a curated record.